Messenger RNA from Macrobrachium nipponense, 1080 nucleotides. RefSeq lists its product as uncharacterized. Gene Ontology annotation, molecular function: zinc ion binding; nucleic acid binding. The transcript has a single exon. Lineage: Eukaryota; Metazoa; Arthropoda; Malacostraca; Decapoda; Palaemonidae. Bases 1 to 1080 code for a protein of 359 amino acids. The record is from RefSeq and is a predicted model, not a curated record.
AUGAAACUUGAGUUUGAGGAGAAAGAGAGGGCGAGGAAGCAUGAGUUGGCUAUGGCUAAAAUCAAUUUGGAAAUGGCUAGGUUAAGAGGUUCCCCAAAUCACUUUAGUACUCCCACUGGGUCCUCUCAGGAUAAAUUUAACAUAGGGGCAGCGUUGAAAUUGGUCCCAGUAUUUGACGAGCGAAACGUCCCAGAAUUUUUUAAGGCGUUUGAGCGUGUGGCUACCCGGUUGUCUUGGCCCUCAGAGAUGUGGACAGUCUUGAUUCAAUGCAGGCUGGUGGGCAAGGCAAUUCGGGUAUACAAUGCUUUAGAUGAAGGUGUAGCUAGGGACUAUAAUAAGGUUAAGGCAAUAGUUCUUAAGGCUUACGACUUGGUUCCGGAGGCCUAUCGUCUAAAGUUCCGUAAUUUUACUAAACCUGUCUCUCUCUCAUUUGUGGAAUUUGCUCGUCUCAAGGAGGAGCAGUUUGACGACUGGCUUAAGAGUCGCCAAGUAGUCUCCUUCUCCUCCUUGAGAGAGCUUAUGUUACUAGAAGAGUUUAAAAAGGCUUGUAGCAAGGAAUUAAGAAUUUAUCUUGAAGAGGUUAAAGCAGUCAGUUUGAGUAAGGCUGCCCAGAUAGCGGAUGAAUUUGUGUUGACUCAUCGGGCUGGGUCAGGUAAUCUUGGAUCUGUAGUUAAUUUUCAGCCUGGUAAGACAAAUAAUUAUCAAAAGAAAUUAGGUUGUCCGGGAGAUAAUCGUGUCCAAGGGAAUCUGCACAAGAAUAGGACUGGAGAUGCUCAGGGAGAGGGCUCAAGUGGAUCUUACACUAGAGUCUUCUCCAAAAGUAAUAAGUUAACUUCUGGUAAUGGUAAUAGAGUAAGAAGGGCCUGCUUCUGGUGCAAUGAACCAGGACAUUUUCAAGCACAGUGUAACGCCAGAAGGAGGUACCUCCAAAGAAACAAUAAUAAUCCGGUAGCUCUAAUAUCAAAUAACCCUAUGUCUAAUAAGUCUCAGGUUGAGAAUCCACCAGUGUUGAUGGCUAAUGAUGGUUGUAGCAAGGGGAAAAUGUUGGCUCUUUAUCUAGUAGGAUUUAUGACUUUAUGA